This is a messenger RNA of Pecten maximus, 6455 nucleotides long. RefSeq lists its product as uncharacterized. The transcript has 6 exons. The record is from RefSeq and is a predicted model, not a curated record. Lineage: Eukaryota; Metazoa; Mollusca; Bivalvia; Pectinida; Pectinidae. The coding region runs from base 2330 to 3325 and encodes 331 amino acids.
CGUAAAGCUAUGUCAAUGUCAGCGAUCGACUCGACCUGCUGUAGUCGUGCAUGCAUAAACGUAAACAAGCAUGGGAGUGUGCCAUUGUGUUCUAUAUAAACAGCUUUAACGAUGGCAAGAAAAGUAGAAUGCUUUGGUCUCAAGAAGAUAGGAAAUGUCGGACGGCAUACAUCGACAGUAAAAAUGAAGAGACGGAUUUUCUCCAUCAUCACACAGGAUUGUGUCAAGACAACAUGUGUUUUCAGAGAGAGCCGUGGUAGAUGUUGAUCGCGUUUGAACCGAUCAGCUCCCGACUGAAGCCUGGAGCAAUUCCAACCAAUUUUAAUUAUCCCCUCACUCUACCUCAUCUCAUCACUCUACAACUCCACUGAAAGAAAACUUCUUCAAAAUUAAUCUCCAAAUAGAUUAUCCAGGUUCAGAGAGAAGGAGGAGUAGUUCAAAAGACCGGAGAGUGGAGGCUCAUUCAGUUUUAGAUUAUGAUUUGCCCUCAUCACCUCCAACGGAGACAUCAACCACAACUGUCAAUCAGACUAUAUACUCCUACAUGCACCAGGAGGUCUUUGUUGACAAAUACCCCAGUCACUACCUCAACAACAACCCGUGCCACCACCAUGAGGACCUCUGCGACAAAUACCGCAGUUACUGCCUCAACAACAACCCAUGCCACCACCAUAAGGACCUCGGCAACAAAUGCCAGUCACUGCCUCAACAACAACCAUCCCUGCCACCACCAUGAGGACCUCAGCGACAAAUGUCCCAGUCACUACCUCAACAACAACCAUCCCUGCCACCACAAAAAAGGACUUCAUCAACAAAUACCCCAAUCACUGCCUCAACAACAACGACGCCUGCCACCACCAUAUAAGGACCUCAGCGACAAAUGCCACAGUCACUGCCUCAAUAACAAACACCCCUGCCACCACCAUGAGGACUUCAGAGACAAAUGCCCCAGUUACUGCCUCAACAACAACCAUCCCUGCCACCACCAUGAGGACUUCAACCACACCUGCAGCUGAAUGAAAGAUUUUGAUGGAAUCCAACAACAAAUCCAACUUCAGAAGAUUGAUAAGCACAUAUUGUCUAAACGAUGGGACCUUACACUACAAACAUAAAAAGCAUGGACCAGUUAGAGUUGUAAAGCCGGACGAGGUUCAGAUCAUACUUCGAGCAUGUCACAGCGAUCCUUUGUCAGAACAUCAAGUGAUUAAUAGAACUUGGGAGAAGGUCAAGAGCAGAUACCACUGGCCCGCUAUGAUGAAAGUUGUGGAAUUGUAUAUUGCCCAUUGUGACGAAUGUCAACGACAAAAUCAUCUGGCGAAGAUCCCAUCAACUUUGAAUCCUAUCCCAGUUAAGAACCAAGCAUUCCAUAUGUUAGGAAUGGAUUUGGUUGGACCUCUAAGAACGACACAAAAUGGAAACAAAUACAUAGUUGUGCUGACUGACUAUCUGACCAAGUGGCCCGGGGUUAAAGGCCAUACCAUCCAAGGAUGCAUCACAUAUUUGCCAAUUUAUCAUAGAAACCAUAUGCAGGCACGGAACUCCAGCAACAAUCCUAACUGACAACGGCAGAGAGUUCUGCAAUGCAAUGAAUGACAAGCUGUGCAAGUCCUUAGGAAUAUCCCAUAGAUUGACAACACCCUAUCACCCCCAAACCAAUGGUCUCACUGAACGGUACAACCAGACUCUUUGCAAUGCAUUAGCAAAGUAUGUAGGGGAGUCACAAGAUGAUUGGGACCUUUUUAUCAACCAGAUUGCCUUUGCAACAAGAACCUGCCAGCAAAAAUCAACAAAGGCCACUCCAUUCUUUCUUACAUAUGGUCGGGAAGCUGUUCUCCCUGUGGAGUUGGACAUACCAACAACCGUAGAUGAUCGUGAUAUCACUGACAAUGAUGACUUCCAGGAACUACUAAAUGAUAGAGCUACAUCGUUUGCCACACUCCUGAGAAGUCAACAAGAUGCGGUAAAAGAAAUUGGCAAGGCUCAGAUCACACAGAAGAAAUAUUAUGAUGCAAAGCAUUCCAAUCAAGACUUAAGUGUUGGAGAUCAAGUGCUUGUCAAGAACAGUCGACGCAUCAACAGAAAAGGAGACAAAAUCAUGAGCAAGUGGGUAGGACCUUAUACAAUCUCUGAAUGUGUGGGGAAAGGCGUGUACAAGUUGAAAGAGAGGAAGAAGAAAAUGAACAGAAAGUCCCUCAAGAAGUACAAUGCACCAACAACAUUACCAUCUACACAAGCUUCAAGCAAUUCCAAUCAACCACCAUCCAUUCCCAGACAGAAACAGAGAUUACCAGAGAGACAGUCAAAGUGAUUGCAAAACAGGCAGGAACAGAUGGUGCCAAACAGACAGACACACAGAAUACCUAGUAGACAGACACGCAGAAUACCUAGUAGACAGACACGCAGAAUACCUAGUAGACAGACACGCAGAAUACCAAGUAGACAGACACACAGAAUACCACGUAGACAGACACACAGAAUACCAAGUAGACAGACACACAGAAUACCAACUAAAGAGACAGGCAGAAUACCAACUAAAGAAACACGCAGAAUACCAAGUAGACAGACACACAGAAUACCAAGUAGACAGACACACAGAAUACCAAGUAGACAGACACGCAGAAUACCUAGUAGACAGACACGCAGAAUACCAAGUAGACAGACACACAGAAUACCAAGUAGACAGACACACAGAAUACCAAGUAGACAGACACACAGAAUACCAACUAAAGAGACACGCAGAAUACCAACUAAAGAAACACGCAGAAUACCAACUAGCCAUUCAUCCACAUCAAAAGAGAGCCAGCCUCUAAGCCAGCCAAGAAGGUCAGUGCCAAACCAGCCAUCCAGCCAGCCGUCAACAAUUACAGACUAUUUCAAUGACAUUGAUGACAAGAAGAAGAAACUUUUGAUUGAGAGGUGUGUGGAAAUGAACAUUCCAAUACCUAGAAACCAAAAUAGCCAGGUGUACCUUUCCAGAGAUUCCCCAACACUAUCCUUCAUACGGGAGUGCCAACUGAAAUAUGAAGAUGUAGAAUGUUCCAAACUAUACACAAUUUGGUAUAUGAGUUCAAGGACAGAAACCCAAGUAGUGAAAAGUGAGUACACCUUGCAGCUGGCAGCUUCAGUAUUGACGUGGUCUUUCCAUGAGAGGACUGACAUAGCAACAGUUUUGGAAACAAUUGAGCCAAUUCCUUUCAGCAAAACAGCACCUCUGCCAACAACGAUACCAAGCUACAACGUUCAUGUGGGAAAUGUCAGCUUGUCACCAAACGACCUCAGGACUCUACGUCCCAUGGCAUGGCUAAAUGACCAGUUUCAGCGGUGAACUCAGCAGCAGCAGCACCAUCAAGGUAUUUGGCCGUAACUUUGGGCGGUCAUUGAUGGCAGACUACUCUGACCAUUACCUCUCCGACUUUGUUUUACAUAUGGCACACCUGAAAACAGCUUUCAUGAAAAACUACGUAGUGAUUCGCCGUUCAGCAUUCUGUGUUGGACGAACCUGCUGGUGAAGCAGUUAGUAUUAUAGCUGAUACUGAUCAAUGAUUUGAGCCAGAUGAUCUUCCGUUAUUGGUAGCUAUAGUAGGACCACACUCUCCUCAUCUGUCAUUGGGAGUAAUCUAGAUCUAAGUGAGGGCUCAGAAAGAUGUCAACACUCUCAGUUAAAUGGACUGUCUGCUGAAGAUCUUGUCAACUUUCUGUAAUCAAGGUAGAACACUGCCAAAAGGAGACUUAUCAACAGAGAAAUUCUAGGUCUCUACAAAUCUAGUUUUUUUUUCUGGGAGACAUAUUUAUGAAUUAAAAAUAUGUAAUGAUAACAUUAAAAUUGAUCAUUUGUUGGAUAAAUUUAGGAAUACAUUUAAUAGAAAAUGUCAUCAUAUUUAAGAAGUAGAAUUUCAUAUCAAACUUACUAUUGCAUUUAGAUACACAGAGGUUCUUAUUCAACUCGUAAAAAAUUACCUUGUGGCUUCAAAAUGAUGUUUUGGAAAGUUAAGAUAAUAAUGUUUCAUCUAGUUGCUUUUUUGCCAUGUGUAUAUCAACUUUCUUUGACCGAAUAACUUUAUCCGAGAUAUAAAUCAGCUUCUAUAGUAGUUUUCCUUAUAAUUGUAUGUACACUUACCAUAUUUGUUAGCCAACCAUCAAGAGAUUGUUGGCUGUUCAAAUCGCCCUUCAUCUUGGGCCUGUGGUCCGUCAUCUAUCUAUAAGCAAACCUUGUUAUCAUUAUUUCUAGUAGAGAAAUAGAAAGAGCUUUCUCAAAUUUCAAAUGUUGGUUCCUGUGGUCUGUAGUUGUGAGUGAUCAAUUUUAAUACUAAUCAGAAAACAAUUAAUGGCUGACGGUUGGCCAAUUUGAGUUUUUGCCAAUUUUCAGACAGAUCUUCAUGGAUCUUUCUCAAAUUUCAUAUGUUGGUUCCCCUUGGGUUUUAGGGUUGUGCAUAUCAAAUGAAAGAAGUAAGGGAAAGCAUUGGCCGUUUUUAAGUUUGACUUUUGAAGUUUCUGUUUGUGAGAAAGCUCUAUGUGAAUCUUUCUAAAAUUUCAUGUUUAAGAGAAAUGUAGAGACAUGAAUCUUGCAUAAGGGGUCACGGUGGUAGAGUGGUUAAAGUGUCCCAAAACUUUAUCCUUAGCGCUCAACCUCUGGGUUAGAAUUUAGUUUAAACAGUUUUUAUACUGAAGUCCUAAAUGAAUUGUAUAUCUAUCAUUAAAAAAAAUAUGGACAUAUAUAUAAUCAAAUUGAAAUAUGUAAGCUAUAGAAUGCAUUUUGGACUUGUAACAUUUGUAUGAUCCAGGCUUAUCAAUAAUUUAAAGUUAUGCUUGCCUCAGUCUUGCAUUUUGAUGUUAAUUUAACUAAGAUUGAAAUUAUGAUGAACAGUUUGGCAAUGUAGUCGGUUGAUCCAGUAUGGUGACAUCUGACUACUACUUUACAUAUGAGGUGCCUGAUUUCAAGGAGUUUGGAUCGUGAAUGUUCAUUUCAAAAUGUAACAGCAUAUAGUAUUCCAUGAUACAUAUAUAUCAAACAAAAAUUAAUGCAUACAAAAUAGUGGAGAACACAGCCAAAUUAAUUCUGAUAAUAAUAAAACUAUGUUGAAUGAAAAUUAGUGUUCAUAAUGAGAAUAUCCCUAUGUGCCAAAACUAUGUUGAACACAUGUUUAGAUCACCCCAAAAACAAUUACUUCCCAUAAGGAGGAAGAUAUGGGAGCGUCCACCUAAAAUGACAUGGACUUGAAACUGAGCACAUCCCUGAAAUGCCUUGCUUUUAAUACAUUGGAGUUGGAUUCCCAACAGAUAUAGUAGAGUCACUUUUUUAUAAAAAAAAAUCUUCAGAUACUUAUGUACAGUCAAACCUCAUCAUUCAGUUUCUAUGGUUAAAUGAUUUAAAAUAUACACAGUUAUCUCUAAUAGUUGGCAUAUCUCAUGGCCAAAUUAACUUUGAGAUAACUAAGUUUGACUGUACAUUUAUGACCUGAUGAUUUCCGCAGUAGUGUUUUAGAGCUCAAAUUUGACUUCAGUAAUAUAUUUCGUAUUGAGAACUGUGUUAUGUUUGAUAUAAUGACAUCAUAUUUUUAUAUUUCUGUAUAAUUAAAUGACAUAUCCGGUGUAGUAAACAGUGCUGCAUGUCCAUUAGGAAUGAUUAUCUCUAGUGUAAUGACUCAAAUCAUAUUAGAAUAGCCGGACAGUGUAACUAGGCAGCUAUUUGCUAAUUACACGGACAUUACUACACCAGUUAAUUUAAGCGUUAUAUGUUAUUGUGAUUCUUAAUGUAAACUAAGAAAACUUUUCUUCAUGCAGCAUUUUAUUCCUUUGAUUCCUCAGGGAAUUUCCUACCCAUCUAUAUUAUAUUAUACUGGACAGUAACUCCCUACCCAUAUAUAUUAUAUUAUACUGGACAGUAAUUCCCUACCCAUAUAUAUUUUAUUAUACUGGACAGUAACUCCCUACCCAUAUAUAUUAUAUUAUACUGGACAGUAACUCCCUACCCAUAUAUAUUAUAUUAUACUGGACAGUAAUUCCCUACCCAUAUAUAUUAUAUUAUACAGGACAGUAAUUCCCUACCCAUAUAUAUUAUAUUAUACUGGACAGUAACUCCCUACCCAUAUAUAUUAUAUUAUACUGGACAGUAACUCCCUACCCAUAUAUAUUAUAUUAAACUGUAGAUUUAGAAUUUUUGCCAUGUCCCUGUGGAUAUAUUUAUGUUUUACAAAAGGUAUGCUCAGCUCUUGUUUUAUAAUGUUACCACAGUGACUGCAUGAUGUGUUCUGUUUUUGUGAAUCAUGCAUAUGUGAUUGCCAUAUACGCGAGUGUGAAAGUGUUUAUGUAUCUACACAUAUCUUACUUGGUUAAUAGUGUGUAAUAUAUUACCAUAUGUAUUGAUGCUCCUGUAAAUAUUCUUCCUGUACCAUUUAGUUUGACAUUUCAUGAUUCUUGUGUAAUUUAUAAUAAAAAGUAUAAUUUCAUUUCCUGUU